This is a messenger RNA of Ostrea edulis (European flat oyster), 1607 nucleotides long. Its product is annotated as multiple epidermal growth factor-like domains protein 6. Bases 39 to 1607 code for a protein of 522 amino acids. Gene Ontology annotation, molecular function: scavenger receptor activity. Lineage: Eukaryota; Metazoa; Mollusca; Bivalvia; Ostreida; Ostreidae. The record is from RefSeq and is a predicted model, not a curated record. The transcript is spliced from 11 exons.
GUGACGGUUGGUAUUAUCGAUUCUCCCAAUUCACGGGAAUGAACGUUUUUAUGAUCAUACUCCUUGCAGAAAUAUUAUAUUCAGAUGGAUAUGACGAUUUAUCUAAAGGCCAGAACGCAAACCAAUCACCGACUUACAGCCCUUCGUCUAUAUAUGCAGCAAGCAAUGCAGUUGACAGAAUUUACAGCACAUGUAUGAGGACAGCACAAAUUGGUCCCACCUCCCCGUAUAAGACAAUAUGGUGGUUUGUGAACCUUGGUGAUGUUUACAGCAUACACAGUGUCCGAAUACUGUUUAAAGACUAUGGACCCACAAACGUGAUGCGACAACGAGGUCGUUUUGCAGGAUUUUCCAUUUAUUUAUCUAUGCCUUCAACCAAGAGAGAUGAGUUGCUGUGUUAUAAGGAUGAACCCCCUGGACUCCCUCCUUUAGACUUUAACACAACCUGCAUUGGAUACAGUCAAUACGUCAUGUUUUACAACGAGAGGUUGCAAGUUAUUACAUAUGAGGGAUACCAGGAUACCACAUACAUAGAAUUAUGUGAAGAAAUCGUAGAAGGUUGUAAGAAGCCGGGUGUUUAUGGGAGUAAUUGUAACUUGACAUGUCCGGUCAGUUGUAAGGAACAGAGAUGUAACAUCGUAAAUGGGACGUGUUUUGAAUGUCUGCCUGGAUGGAUGGGAACAUUUUGUGAAAAUAAAUGCCCUGUUCUGUGGUAUGGCGAUAGUUAUCAAUUUCAGUGUGUGGGACACUGUAACGAUAAUGCUUCAUGCAAUCAUGUGACCGGUCGGUGUGAUAAUGGCUGCGCUGAAGGAUGGACAGGUGCCAAUUGUGAAAUACAGUGUAAAAGGGGAAUGUAUGGCCCGGACUGUAUCUACAACUGUAGUGGUCAUUGCCUUAAUGAUGACAUCUGUAACAGAGAGACUGGACAUUGCGAUACGGGGUCUUGUUCUCCCGGAUACUUUGGAAACCUAUGUAAGACAACAUGCAGUGAUCACUGUUUACACAACAAAAUUUGUCGGCACGCAGAUGGGAUAUGUGUAGAUGGGUGUGCUGAUGGAUACAUAGGGGAGAGGUGUAACACAUCAUGUGAAAAUGGUCGUUUUGGGACGAAUUGUUCUAAUGUCUGCUCAGAGAAAUGUAUCGAUGUAUGUCGACACACUGACGGGGUUUGUAACUGUUCUCCCGGUUACAUGGGAUUCAGUUGUAUCAAAGAAUGCAAUGGUUCCUAUGGAAUCAACUGUCAACAUGAAUGUAGCAACAACUGUAUCAAUAACACGUGUGAUAAAAUCAAUGGAAUCUGUACAGCAGGAUGCAAGGAGUCUUUUCGAGGCACAAAAUGUGAUCAAGGUGAGGAGUCUAACCGUUCCUUGUCGAUAGAUCUGGCGAUUGCGGUUUCGAUAAACAUUAUUGCUAUAAUAGCAAGUGUAGUCUGCAUAGUUUUAUCAAGACAAAGGUAUUUGACUCUGAAAGCAAAGAGCAAACAAGCUACACAGACUCACAGCCAUGGAAGUACAGACAAAACUACGGAUGUAACAGUGGAAAACAACGCAUCUACUUAUCUUGAAUUAAAUAUAUCAGGAAACAACGAUAUAAAAUCAAGCCAUUAG